This is a messenger RNA of Magallana angulata, 943 nucleotides long. RefSeq lists its product as uncharacterized. The record is from RefSeq and is a predicted model, not a curated record. The coding region runs from base 137 to 727 and encodes 196 amino acids. The transcript has 6 exons. Lineage: Eukaryota; Metazoa; Mollusca; Bivalvia; Ostreida; Ostreidae.
UUCCUGUCCGGAAAAACGCUUGCCGCGCCCAACUUUGUAUACACCACAGCACAUUUUAUUUCCUGUUAUUUGGAGGAAAAUAAGGGAAAUGUCAACCUUCACGUACACUUGAAGUUUGUGAUAAACAAGGUUUGUGAUGUCUUUCCUUCGCUGUUUCUAUAAAAUCCGACCAGUUUUAACAAGACCGUUUUCAGUAUCAUCCAAAAGCCUUAGCAGGUUCAAGGACAUUGCUACCUGCCAUGAGAUACUUGGAGUAAAGGUAGACUCCACUAAAGAGCAGAUCAAAGAGGCCUUCUUUGAGAAAUCAAAACAGCUUCAUCCAGAUGUUGACACCGGGGAUUUAGAGAAGUUUAAGGAAUUAAAUGAUGCCUAUACUAAAUGCUUGAACUAUGUGAGGGCACCAAAUGACACGCUUAUGCAGGAGUAUCAAGAUCAUGCCAAAGAGAAAGCAGAGAGCAAAGAGAGCCCCCAUAGCCCUUUUAUUGUGGAAAACUUCAUUGAAUACUCCAUCAUUUUCAGUAUAUGCUUUGUGGCCGCUUAUUUUGUGGCUGAUGCACUGUACAGAUUCCAUCCAUUAUCAGAUGGCCUGUCAUCUUUAGACGAAUCAUCAGGCGAUAAGUUAGUGGAGUAUAAAAGGCAGAUAGUCAAGUUGGAGCAGGAACAAUACGAAUGGCAAGCCAGACACAAAGAAUUACUGUCCAAACAGGCAGCAUCUAAAGGCAGCUAAUUAAUAGCAGUAAAUAACAAUAACAAUAUCCAGACUGCACAAACCAUUCGUUGUAUGAAAUGGACAAUUAUUAGAAUUAUGAUCCUUGGCUAGGGGCAGGUAAUCCUAAGCCAGGGGCAGAUCACUGAAGCUGGAGGGACUACCUUCAUUCUAGUAUAUAAAUGUAAAACAUGUGAUUGGUAUGUUGAUUUUAUUAAAAUAAAUGUUUGUAUAAGA